AUGGUCUAUGGUGGUCGUGGGUGGUUGUCUUGGACCCCUGGUGGAGUACUGGACAAUUGGACUCGUUGGUACUCUGGUGGAGACGUGGAGAGGUGGUGGUGGAUGGCUAGGGUUACUUCUAUGGCUUUAAGGGUUGUUCUUCUACUUUUAUUUACAUGGUGUUUUUGUGAGCACCAUAUUGGAGUUCAAGCAAGGAAAUUAUCAAGAGAAGAAAAUUUGGAGUUAGAGAAGCAACUCAAACUUUUGAAUAAACCAGCAAAUACAACAAUACUGACAAUUCAUGGAGAAAAAUAUGAUUGCGUAGAUUUUUAUAAACAACCAACGUUUGACCAUCCAGCAUUGAAGAAUCAUAAUUUCCAUCCUGAGAUGGGUCCAAGUUGGUAUCCAGAGAGGAGUUUGGAGCAUUCCUCAACAACCCAUGAAUCAUCAUUUGGGAAUAUAUGGCAAAAUGGAAAAGGAUGUCCAGCAGGAACUGUUCCUAUCAGAAGAACAACUAAGGAUGAUUUAAUCCGAGCCAAAUUUGCUGCAGAAAUACAUGCUUCAACAUAUCAACCACUCACUGCUACUGAACCUGGAACUCAUUACGCUAUACUCCGGACUAACCCUAGUGGCAAAAUAUACUAUGGAGCUGGAAUGACUACCAGUAUACACAAUCCCACGGCUUGGGGUUCUCAAUAUAGUUCCGUCCAAGUUAAGGUACAAAACGGACCAGACAGUGUAGAAGUUGGAUGGACGGUGAAUCCUUCUCUAUACAAUGGGAAUCAGACUAGACUUUUUAUUUACAAAAAUUCAGGUGGAUCACAUUGUUUCAAUACAUACUGCCCUGGAUUUGUACUUGUCAGACGGGAUAUACCAGUUGAUGCCAUUAUUAAUCAAAUCUCUCAACCCGGUGGACCAGUUUAUGUCAUCAUAUUUACUUUAACUCAAGUUGGGUAUUGGCCUGCAAAAAUCUUCACCGGGUUAGCUAACCCAGCUACCAAAGCCGAGUGGGGAGGAAAAGUAUACAGUUCUCCAGUCGUGCCUAGUCCUCCAAUGGGAUCAAGGUCGCUUAGGAUUAAAGGAGAUGACAAGUAUGAUGCAUUCUGUAGGAAUAUUGUGAUUGUUGAUGAAUCCCGAAGCAUUGUGGAUGCUCAAGACACUGGAACGUUCAACGAUAUCCCUGUUACUUCUAUGACUUUAAGGGUUGUUCUGCUACUUUUAUUUAUAUGGUGUUUUUGUGAGCACCAUGUUGGAGUUCAAGCAAGAAAAUUAUCAAGAGAAGAAAAUUUGGAGUUGGAGAAGCAACUCAAACUUUUAAAUAAACCAGCAAAUACAACAAUUCUGACAGUUCAUGGCGAAAAAUAUGAUUGCGUAGAUUUUUAUAAACAACCGACGUUUGACCAUCCAGCAUUGAAAAAUCAUAAUUUUCAUCCUGAGAUGAGUCCAAGUUGGUAUCCAGAGAGGAGUUUGGAACAUUCCUCAACAACCCAUGAAUCAUCAUUUGCGAAUAUUUGGCAAAAUGGUAAAGGAUGUCCAGCAGGUACUGUUCCUAUCAAAAGAACAACUAAAGAUGAUUUAGUCCGAGCCAAAUUUGCUGCAGAAAUACAUGAUUCAACAUAUCAACCACUCACUGCUGGCCAACCUGGAACUCAUUAUUCUGUGAUCGGCACCAAACCUAGUAGCAAAAGGUACAAUGGAGCUGGAAUGACUGCCAGUAUACACAAUCCGAUAGCUUGGGGUCCUCAAUACAGUCUCGUCCAAGUUAAGCUACAAAAUGAACGAGAUAGUAUAGAAGUUGGAUGGAUAGUGAAUCCUUAUAUAUACAAAGACAACAAUACUAGACUUUAUAUUUACACAAACGAAAGUGGAUCAGGUUGUUACAAUACUUUAUGCCCUGGAUUUGUACUUGUCAGACCGGAUAUACCAGUGGACGCCAUUAUUAGUCAAAUCUCUCAACCUGGUGGACCAGUUUAUGUCAUCAUAUUUACUUUGUUUAGGGACCCUGGUAAUGGGAACUGGUGGCUUCAAUUUGGAAAAGACAGAACUCAAGUUGGGUAUUGGCCUGCGAAAAUCUUCACCGCAUUAGCCAAUCCAGCUACCCAUGCUGAGUGGGGAGGAAAAGUAUAUAGUCGUACUAUGAUACCUAGUCCUCCGAUGGGGUCAAGGUCACUUGUUAUUAAAGGAGAUGAUAGUCGUGAUGCAUUCUGUAGGAAUGUUGUGAUUGUUGAUGAAUCCGGAAACGUUGUGGAUGCUCAAGACACUGGAACGUUCAACGAUGUUCCUGAAUAUCGAGUUAUAGAUCAAGGGGUUGUUAACCCUAAAAUAGGACAUCAAUUCUUCUAUGGAGGUGAAGGUGGCCAUAGUGGGGACUAA
This is a messenger RNA of Tripterygium wilfordii, 2352 nucleotides long. RefSeq lists its product as uncharacterized. The transcript has 15 exons. The record is from RefSeq and is a predicted model, not a curated record. NCBI's taxonomy places the organism in Eukaryota, Viridiplantae, Streptophyta, Magnoliopsida, Celastrales, Celastraceae. Bases 1 to 2352 code for a protein of 783 amino acids.